Armigeres subalbatus is the source of this 1572-nucleotide messenger RNA. RefSeq lists its product as uncharacterized. The record is from RefSeq and is a predicted model, not a curated record. NCBI's taxonomy places the organism in Eukaryota, Metazoa, Arthropoda, Insecta, Diptera, Culicidae. Gene Ontology annotation, molecular function: DNA binding. Gene Ontology annotation, biological process: regulation of transcription by RNA polymerase II. Bases 404 to 1456 code for a protein of 350 amino acids. Gene Ontology annotation, cellular component: transcription regulator complex; nucleus. The transcript has 2 exons.
CUAAACAACUACUUGCUGACUCGGCUUUGAGGCGUCUGGCUUUAUGGCACGGGAGGCAAAAAUAACAUUCGUUCGGUUCGUGUUUCUCUCCGCAUUGCAUACGUCUGCGUCACAACGUUUGCGCCUCGUCGUAAGUAGCUGACGGCCAGUGAUUCUCGCGUAAAUUGUCUAAAAUUAGUCGUUCGUUGGCGCACUGCGCGACUAAAUCGUUACUAAUCGAAGUGGAAGUAUCGGUCUAUUCAACCGACUAAGUGAUUGAUCUGCUGCUGGGGAAGAUUAGUGAAUAAAAUAGUUGUUUUGGUCGUAGCCGCAGUGACCUUGUGCUUCAGUUGACAGGCGUUUGUUGAUUGUUUUGCCGUCCAGGGUGUUGUGAUUGCGAACUUCUCCCAACGAACCAUUCAAGAUGGCACCGCCUAUCGCAGCGACCACCGCUGUGGCGUGUAUUCCCGGUAACGCAUCGGCACUGGUGGAAGUGAUCGGUUCCAGCAGCACGGUUUCUCCGGCCGUAGUCGGUGGGGGACCAUCCCUGCAAAGCAAGAACUGCCAUUUCAACGCUGACACGAUCAAGCUAAUCGACUGCGUUCAAGCCCGGCCGGCUUUGUGGCACCGUAAACACCUCCGGCAGCGCGUGCAGGUCGCGCAUCGCGGCUGGGAGGAGAUUCGUAAAGCGUUCAAGGCUAAUGACGUUUCUUCCUUGAAAGUUCGGUGGAAAACUCUCCGUGACAGCUUCCGUCGUGAAGUGAAACGCAUGGAAGAUGGAGAAAUCGCCACUUCAUCUUGGCCUCUAUAUGAGCGCAUGUCGUUUCUACUCGGACACUUUCGCACAAGGGAAAGCUUCCUGAAAAGUGGCGCCACCUCGCCGAAUCAGUCCAAAUCGGAUGAGCACUGGAACUAUGCUUCCGAUACCAAACAUGAUUCACAGACCGAAACGGAUGAACCUAUGACCCACAACGCUGGCUCUUCCGCUGUGGAAAGCGAACCGGAAGUGAUGCAGUCCUACACGGUUGUCUACACCGACCCGAAACCACCUACGUACGAAAUCAUUCCACAACCGCUGAGUUCAAACGUUGAAACAGCGGCCGCCGUCAUGGAGAGCGAUGCGGACGACCACACUAUGAUCGAAACCUACGAAACGGUUCAAACCGAAGAGUUUGUCCACGAGAACGACAAAAUGGAUGCAGGUUCCAGCCAGGACGUGAUCGAAGUGUCGGAGCACAUGUACGGUGAGGUGACUUUUAAGAACAAACUUAGAGCCCGUAUCAAGACGGAACCGGUCGACGCCGAUCAGCAGCGCAGGGUGCAUGAGAGAAGCUACGGCGAACCGCUGGAGAUGGACUCGGACUAUAACUUCCUGAUGAGUUUGCAUCCGUUCAUGAAGAAACUACCGAACCGAAAGAACCUCUCGGUGCGGAUAAAAAUCCAACAACUGAUUGCCGAGGCGAUGGAUGAGAGCUAAAAAUAACUCAGAAUGAAUUGAAUUGUGGUAUUUUAAAUUGAAAAAAUAUUUGUUCUAUUGUAUGUUGCAUUGAAUCCUUGUACAAAUGUUGAUUAAAGGCUGAAUUCGGAAUAAAU